This is a messenger RNA of Doryrhamphus excisus (bluestripe pipefish), 3975 nucleotides long. Lineage: Eukaryota; Metazoa; Chordata; Actinopteri; Syngnathiformes; Syngnathidae. The record is from RefSeq and is a predicted model, not a curated record.
ACUCUUUGCGACUCUUCUAUGCGCUUUACGGUACUCGUUACAAUACUUCCGCCCGAAGAUGCGCUUUGUUUACACGGAUGCUAGUUACCUGAGAGCAGCACUCAAGAUGGCUACGCCAAGCCAGCGGUUGGUUACCUCGCUGCGUUGAAGUCCCCAGGCUGCCGUCGUGGAGCCAUAGUGGCGUGUCUUCUCCCGUUGUUGAGUAUUGUUGUCGGCCGACCCGCACAGUCAUGUCGAGCGGCGUAGCUCUCCACACCCAGAUAGGGUCCAUCAUCACCGCCUUGUGCAACGCCGCCGCGGCUCAGAUAGCCAAAGUAGUGGAGGACGGCAUGGUGGUGCUUCGCCUGGAGGUGUCCCAAAGAGAACACGAGAUCAGGAGGCUCAGGAGCAGCGUGGAGGUGCUGCACGGCGAGCUGAGAGCCGCCAGACGCACGGCCGACCUCCGAUCGCAGACCCGCGGCUUGGACGAGAGUCUGAGCACCAAUGAGGCUGAGAGGACAGGGCCUGAAAAGAUCCCAAGUGACUUUCCGAAUCUUGAGGUUCCGGUGAAGCGAGAGCCCCUGGAAGAGGAGAGCAUUGCAGUCGGAUGCAGUCGACCCAGACAGCCAGGAGAUGAGCUGAACCUGUACAAGCAUGAUGGAGCUCAGUGGAGGCGUCGGCAAAACCAGUCCAGUAAUUCCCAUUUGGCAGCUUCCGAGUCUGUUGUGGACACCCGGAUGGGCGCCACACCGUGUAGCAACCCGCCUGGUCGGGGGCCGCACCGCAUCCUUUACAACAACAUGCGCAGGAGAAUGGUAAAUCGCUUCAUGUUCAAGAGAGGCUUUGCGUGUCCGUUCUGUGGCAAAUGUUUUGAGCAUUCCGGAAACCUGGAGCGACACAAACGGAUUCACACGGGAGAGAAACCGUAUCGCUGUGAGAUCUGCGGAAGACGCUUCAAUCAGAAGUGCAGCCUCAAGGAGCACAUGAAGAUUCACCAGAGAUGUUUGCAGUCCGCACCAGCUGACAUCCACAAGGCCGCAGUGACACAAAUCCAAGCUCAGAAUCACAGUGCUGACACCCAACGGCCAGCAGAGGGAGACCUCACAUCCACGGAUGAGCUUGUUUCUGCCACAAUGUUGGAAUCUUCCCAGACAUCAGCUCCCGUUAAGGCGGAGCCUGUGGAGGAGAGUGUAACACUGCCAAAAAGGGAAGAAGUCGAGAGUGUCAGCGAUGGCCAGCAGAGGUCGCCCAGAUUACUCGGACCAACCAAUGGUCCCGAACAAGCCGAGAGACCAACACAGGAUGCCAUUUCCUUCCCGGGAACUGCUCAGUUAGUCCCGCCACACUUGGAGGCUUCUUGUAGCACCUUCUCAUUCCCGGGGAAACCUUUCGGAGAAGUCAACAACCACAUGGUGUCGCAGCCACCUUAUGCGGCACCGAAAUCCCGCCUCAUGGCCGGCGACGCUGUGAGCUGCGAGCCCUUGAACCAGCCCCGCAACGGCACAAGCUCGUUUUACCAGGUGUCGAGACCAAAGAAGUGCUUCAUCUGCUCGUACUGCGGGAAGAUGUUUGUGCGUGCCGGACACCUGGAGCGCCAUUUACGCAUCCACACAGGCGAGAAACCGUACGGCUGCCACAUCUGUGGGCGCUGCUUCAACCAGAAGUCUAGCCUCAAGUGUCACAUGAAGACCCACAGAAACGACAAGAGCACAGAACAACACGCUGCAAAUCCUGCAAUGAUGCCCGACAGUCGACUGCAGGAGAAGGUGCCGGAAGCCAAAAGUGGACCAGUGGCCUUGGGUGACCAGCUAACAGGAUACAGUAAAACAGGAAGGAGUGAUGCUUUUAAUUUAAACCACAACAACUACCCAACGCUGGGCUCUGUUGCGGGAACUGCGAGCGAGUGGCGUUCCGUGAAAGAGCUGCCUUUCCUGGAUGGCAAAGUGAAGAUGGAUAUGCUGCCGAUGGAUCCGUUCUCCCAGAUAGGGAUGCAAGCUCAACGCUCCGAUUUGAUCCUAGGUCCCGAUUGCGACUUUGACCACGAGACAAACUCUGGGAGAAAUGGAACUUCAUUGGAGUUCAGUCUGCCGUCCUUCGGUGACCAAGAGGAGAACGGCAGCGAUGCUGCUAGCGCUCAGAACUGCUACAUUUGCUCCGCGUGCGGGCAGAGUUUCGACAGUUUCACUUUGUUUGAAAGGCACCAGUGCAAGCCCACUUGAGAGCAAAUAGGCUGCCGGAUCUCCAACAAACUUAAAGUGCACAAAAACAUGAGUAGCUUCACUGCCAUUGGCCACCAGGCCUUCCAUCUCCAGCUCACUCCUCCAUCUCUCCAUCACAAUGUCGUAUGUGAACAUCAAUGUCCACGAAAUGGAGGACAGCUUUAUUAUUUUGGUGAGCAUUUUUUGCCCACCAAUCAACACACUGCACUGUGUGUAGUGACUAGAGACUUGAGACAAUGCAAAGAAGUAGCGGAGUACCAAAUUGUAUUGCUUUGUAUCCAGACCAGCGACCACAAUCAUUUUCUUUUCAAAAUAAAGUUCCUGUUCUUUUUUAGUUUUUUUGGGCAGCAUUGAAGACUAAAACCCUUCAGAACUCCAAUGAAAAGAAUCAAUGAUUGAUACCAUUUUAAAUGCCAGAAUCCCCCCCCUCUUCCCAAAUUACCCCCGUCUUUUCAUUUUCAUGCCGGGUUUGAUUAUACCUCAAAUGUGUCAUUUAAUGUCUGGAGUGUCACAUGACCGCGACUUCAUUGUUUUCGCAAGCAAGCAACACACUUAGCAUUGCCAUUAUUAUUAUUAUUAUUAUUAUUCAUUCAUUCAUUUUCUACCGCUUUUCCUCAUGGGGGGUGCUGGAGCCUAUCCCAGCUGUCUUUGGGCGAGAGGCGGGAUACACCCUGGACUGGUGGCCAGCCAAUCACAGGGCACAUAUAGACAAACAACCAUUCACACUCACAUUCAAACCUAUGGACAAUUUGGAGUGGCCAAUUGUGGGAGGAAACCGGCGUACCCAAGCAUGCACGGGGAGAACAUGCAAACUCCACACAGAGAUGGUCUGCGUGCUAACCACUGGACCACCAUGCCGCCAUUAUUAUUAUUAUUAUUAUUAUUAUAUGGUUACAGAGCAAUAGAAGUUCAUCCAAGCUUACUCUUGACAUUAUGGGAUGUUCUGGAGGGCCAAGAAUUUUAAUGUUGUGUGUAAUGACGUCAAGUGUGCUCAUCAGGAAGGUUGAUUGUCAUGUAGUGUGUCAGGUCUGGUACCUAAAGAGCAAAUGAAUGAAUAAAAUGUGUUUCAGUAGCUUUUCUAUCUUGAAGCAAAUAAAUAAAUAAUUCAAUGUUUGUUUUAGGAGAUAGAGAUCGCACCUUUACAGACGCAGUAUUAAAUCAUGUUUAUUGCAGAAUAUGAUCCUCAUUCUGGUUUAAAGACAGUGAUUGUUAAUAAUUUGUCUUUUAUUAUUAAGGGUCCACAUCAUAGCUCAAGAUGUAUGGUUUUUGUUGUAUAUUUUCACAUAUUUGAAGAAUGAGCCUGCUUUUUGUCUAAUGCUGUUUCACUUGGAUUGAACUUUGAAAUUGGUUUGUUUUUAUUAUCAGUGCAGCUAUUUUAAAUUGUUGUUACUCUUUGUGCUUCCGUACAAAACACCUGAACUGGUGGAUUUUCGUCAAAUCUGCUUAUUGUUUGUUAUUGCUUGCAUUGUCAUUGGUCAGUCUUCUCAAUGGCUCAUUGUUUGUUCUUUUUAGUGUGUCAAUGAGACGUUCUUUGUUCUUUUGUUAAAUCUGUCAUUUUUGCUUAUUGUUGUACAGUUAAACACACCAAAAGAAGAUACACAUUUGUAUGUAGUAGAUUCACAAGUCAUUGGUUUAAUAACUGCUGUUAGCAUUUUUCACACCAGUGGUAAGUAGCGAUGGCCGGCCACCUCUUAACACCUGCUGAAGUGCUUUUGUGCAAGGUAGGAAACACACCACACAUUUUGUCCACUAAAACAACUUAUCGCAUUAUAUCAAA